Molecule: messenger RNA, 7741 nt
Organism: Anguilla anguilla (European eel)
Lineage: Eukaryota; Metazoa; Chordata; Actinopteri; Anguilliformes; Anguillidae
Product: retinal-specific phospholipid-transporting ATPase ABCA4-like
Exons: 50
Coding region: 253-7194 (2313 amino acids)
Biological process (GO): lipid transport; transmembrane transport
Cellular component (GO): intracellular membrane-bounded organelle; membrane
Molecular function (GO): ATP hydrolysis activity; ATP binding; lipid carrier activity
Source: RefSeq, a predicted model, not a curated record
GUAUUUUCUGGUAGCAGGUCUGAAACAAAAUGGGUGACUGGCACAAGCCUGCUGAGAAAGCAGCUUAAAACAAUCUGAUUAGAAGUUCAAGCUGGGUCUGAAGAAAGUCGUGUUAGUACCGACAUGUAACUCGCUGUGGGACGUAGUUCAUUAUUAUAUAUUCACGGGAUGUUGUGCAAAUUUUAGGUUUUACUUCUGAGGUUUGUGACCUGCUGGUGACCCCUGUUGGGGGGCAGGGGGUUAAGAGGAGCCAUGGGUGUGGGCACACAGAUCCGGCUUUUGCUGUGGAAAAACUGGACAAUUCGUAAGAGACAGAAGAUUCGGUUCUUUGUUGAAAUGAUGUGGCCUGUCAUGCUCUUCAUUGGGCUGGUGUGGCUGAGGAAAGCUAACCCGCUCUACCGCCAACAUCAGUGCCAUUUUCCCAACAAAGCAAUGCCGUCUGCUGGAAUAUUGCCUUGGAUCCAGGGGAUUUUCUGCAAUGUAAACAACCCCUGCUUCCGAUACCCCACCCGCGGGGAGUCCCCAGGCCUCGUCUCCAACUACAACAACUCCAUACUGGCUCGCUUCUACGCGGAUGCUCAGGAGGUGCUCUUCAGCGCCCCAGAGUUUCAGCAGGUGGGCCGUCUGUGGAGGGAGCUGACGGCGAUGGGAACCUUUAUGGACACCCUUUGGACCAACCCCUCCCAGAUCGCUGGUCGCGGUCUGAAGAUAGAGGACAUACUGAAAGAUAACGAGACCCUCACCGCGUAUCUUCGGGGAGAGGUGGGCUUGACGGACUCCGUGGUGCACCAGCUGGUGAACGCCAAAGUGCGCCCCGAGCAGUUUGCGUACGGCGUGCCGGACCUGCGUCUGAAGGACAUCGCCUGCAGCCCGGCGCUGCUGCAGCGCUUCCUGGUCUUCCCCAGCGCGCAGGGGCUGCACGCCGUGCGCAACGCCGUGUGCUCGCUCUCUCCGCAGGGCCUGCAGGCCAUCGAGGACCAGCUCUACGCCAACGCCGACUUCUUCAAGCUCUUCCGCAUGCUGCCCCGGGUGCUGGACAGCCAGUCCUCCGGCAUCGACCUCGCCUUCUGGGGCCAAGCGCUCACCGACAUUUCUGGAAAACUGAGAGAGCUGGCAGGGCGGAGCAGCUUCAAGGACCUCCUCCGUGUCCUGGGCCCCAUUGUGCGGAGCAUGGAGAGCCCCUCGUUCAGCCAGCUGCUGAGUGUCAUCUCCGAGCUCUUCUGCGGGUACCCCGAGGGCUCGGGUUCGAGGGUGGCCUCCUACAACUGGUACGAAGACAACAACUACAAAGCCUUCCUGGGAAUCAACAGCACCAAGGGCCCGAGGAGCUACGCCUAUGACAAGACGGCCACCCACUUCUGCAAUGAGGUGAUGCGGAGCCUGGAGUCGGACCCCCUCACCAGGAUCGCGUGGAAUUCCGUCAAGCCUCUCCUGAUGGGAAAGAUCCUGUACACCCCCGACUCCCCAGCAGUGAGGCAGAUAUUAAAGAGUGCCAACACCACUCUGGAGGAGCUGGACAGGCUGAGGAACAUACUGAAGGCCUGGGAGGAGGUGGGCCCCCAGCUCUGGUCCUUCUUCCAGACCGGCAUUCAGAUGAAGAUGCUUCGAAAGGCAAUUAGGAACCCUAUAGUGAUGGAGUUCAUUGAUAAGAGCCUAGAGGAUACAGAGUUCUCCUCCCAACAUAUCCUCAACUUCCUGUACACUGGACCGCCCACUGGUCGCUCCUACAACAUGCCCAACUUUGACUGGAGGGACAUCUUUGAAAUGGCAGACCGGAUCCUCCACACGUUAAACCAGUAUGGAGAGUGUCUGACCCUGGACAAGUUUGUGGCCACCUCCGACGAGGACGAGAUGACCCACCAGGCCCUGCGCCUGCUGGAGGAGAACAAGUUCUGGGCGGGGCUUGUCUUCCUCGACACGCACCCCUGGAGCACCGAGGUGCCGGCCCACGUCAAGUUCAAGAUCCGGAUGGACAUCGACGCGGUGGAGCGCACCAAUAAGAUCAAAGACAGGUACUGGGACCCCGGACCCAGGGCGGACCCCGUGGACGACCUGCGCUACGUGUGGGGGGGCUUCGCCUACCUGCAGGACAUGGUCGAGCAAGGCGUGGUCAAGGCGCACACGGGCAGAGACUGGCCGCUCGGCAUCUAUCUGCAGCAGAUGCCUUACCCCUGCUACGUGGACGACCUGUUCAUGCUAACGCUGAACCGCUGCUUCCCCAUCUUCACGGUGCUGGCCUGGGUGUCCUCGGUCUCCAUGACGGUGAAGAGCAUCGUCCUGGAGAAAGAGCUGAGGCUGAAGGAGACGCUGAAGGCCAUGGGCGUGACCAACGGCGUCAUCUGGAGCGCCUGGUUUGUCGACAGCUUCCUGGUGAUGAGCGCCAGUACGGCCCUGCUCACCGCCAUCAUCAUGGGAGGGAAAGUGCUUACCUACAGCAACCCCAUCAUCCUCUUCCUGUUCCUACUUACCUUCACCGUGGCGACCAUCAUGCAGUGCUUCCUGAUGAGUGUGUUCUUUAACAAGGCCAACCUGGCGGCCGCUUGCAGCGGAAUCAUAUACUUCACCCUGUAUCUGCCACACAUCCUCUGUUUCGCCUGGCAGGAUCGUAUCACCAAGGAUAUGAAGAUCAUGGUGAGCUUGCUGUCCCCUGUUGCGUUUGGUUUUGGGACGGAGUACCUGUCUCGGUACGAGGAGCAGGGUCUGGGCCUGCAGUGGAACAACAUCCAAACCAGCCCCCUAGAGGGGGACGAAUUUUCCUUCAUCAUGUCUGUCCGCAUGAUGGUGUUCGACAUCUUUCUGUACGCCAUCCUCACUUGGUACCUUGAUAAUGUUUUUCCAGGCCAGUAUGGAAUCGGGCGGCCAUUUUAUUUUCCCCUCCAGCCGUCGUACUGGGCUAGGCUGGAGCCCUCACAGGACGCGCCCACAGAGCCGGAGUGCGUGAAGCCGGAGUUCCCAAGCUCCGGAACGCCGGAGGCCGAGGAGUGCGGCGGGAAGUCUCCCUCCGGACCCGGAUCCGACUCCAGGCUCUGCAAACACCAGGACAAGCGCCGGAAGAUGGAGAGAGAGAGAGAGGAGCAGCAGAGGAGACAGGAGGAGCACCAGAGGAGGAUGCAGGAGGCAGAGCAGUCAGGGAAGCCCUUCUUUGAGGCGGACCCUACAGGCCUAAACAUGGGUGUGUCUGUGCAGGACCUGGUCAAGGUGUUCAGCAGAAACUCGCCUCCAGCGGUGGACCAUCUGACCCUCACCUUCUACGAGGGGCAGAUCACCUCCUUCCUGGGGCAAAAUGGGGCGGGAAAGACCACCACCUUGUCUAUCCUGAUUGGUCUGUUCCCUCCCACGUCAGGAACUGCUUAUAUUAACGGAAAAGAUAUCCGCACAGACAUGGACACUAUUCGCCAGUCUCUGGGGAUGUGUCCCCAGCACAACAUCCUGUUCCACCAUCUGACCGUAGCGGAGCACAUCCUCUUCUACUCCCUGCUGAAAGGCAGAUCUUACCCCGAGGCCCUGCAGGAGGUGGAGAACAUGCUCAAAGACCUGGGGCUCCCUCACAAGAGAAACGACGAGGCUCAGAAUCUCUCUGGGGGUAUGCAGAGGAAGCUGUCUGUUGCCAUGGCGUUUGUGGGUGGUGCAAAGGUGGUCAUCCUGGAUGAGCCUACCUCUGGGGUUGAUCCCUACUCGAGACGGUCAAUCUGGGAUCUUCUGCUAAAGUAUCGCUCAGGCAGGACGGUCAUCCUGUCCACCCACCACAUGGACGAAGCUGACCUGCUCAGCGACCGCGUGGCCAUCAUCUCCAAGGGCCGCCUGCACUGCUGCGGCUCGCCGCUCUUCCUCAAGAACUGCCUGGGCGCCGGCUUCUACCUGACGCUGGUGCGGCGCAUGACCGACCAGAGGCGCGUGGCCGGGAAGGAGACUGAGUGUGACUGUACCUCAGAAUGCUCCUGCCAUUGUUCCAUCUGCAGCAAGUACAAAGAGGAAGUCCAGGCCCAGGCCAGCGCUCCCGAUCGACACAUGGACGGUGACCUGGAGAGCAUUAUCACCCUGAUCCACGACCACGUCCCCGAGGCCCGGCUCAUUGAGACCAUCGGCCAGGAGCUGACCUUCCUUCUGCCCAGCAAGGACUUCAGGCACCGGGCCUACGCCAGCAUGUUCAGAGAGCUGGAGGAGACGCUGGCCGACAUGGGCUUGAGCAGCUUCGGCGUGUCCGACACGUCACUGGAGGAGAUAUUCCUGAAAAUCACUGCUGACGAAGAGGGAACAUACGACAAAAAAUCCCCUGUUGCCGACGAAGCCAUGCAGGCCAACUGCCAGAGAAGCCCCUGGCCUUCGGACAGCAGCGGCGGGAAAGGCUCCAGGCAGGUCAGGGGUCUCUGUCUGGUCAUCAAGCAGUUCUUCGCCCUGUUGACCAAGAGGAUGCACCACGCCAUGCGCAGCCACAAGGACUUCCUCGCUCAGAUUGUGUUGCCUGCAGCUUUUGUCCUUUUGUCCAUGGUGUUCACAUUGGUCAUCCCCCCUUUUGGGGAGUACCCCAGUUUGACCCUCAGUCCCUGGAUGUACGGGCGACAGUUCACCUUCUUCAGUAAUGAGAGGACCUUGAAUGCGGAGAUGAGAUACUUUGGAGAUGUCCUGUUGAACAAGCCGGGGUUUGGAACUCGCUGCAUGGUGGAGGAGCCUCUGGAGGACUUCCCCUGCAAUAACAUUACCACAGCAUGGGAGAUGCCGUUGGUUUCCCCGGUGAUUGUGAGCAUGCUGGAGGAACCUGUGUGGACCGAACUAAACCCCUCCCCCGGCUGCCAGUGCAGCACUAAGACCAAGCUGACCAUGUUACCGGUCUGUCCUGGCGGAGCAGGUGGGCUCCCCCCGCCUCAGAGGAUUCAGUCUACUGGAGAUGUGAUAAUGGAUCUGACUGGCAGGAAUAUCUCAGAUUACUUGGUGAAGAGCUACCCCACCUUGAUUAAAUCCAGUUUAAAGAGCAAGUACUGGGUGAAUGAGCUAAGGUAUGGAGGCAUCUCUGUUGGAGGGCAGCUCCCUGUCCUCGAUGUGGACCCUAGAACCAUCCGGAGUGUUCUGACUGACAUGGGACGCUUGUUUAAUAUUACAGGGGGAAGGUACAGUGGGCUUGCUUUAAAAGACAUAGGACCUUUCUUGCGUUACAUGGAAAGUCAAUAUAAUAUCAAGGUGUGGUUCAACAAUAAGGGUUGGCAUGCCAUGGUAUCCUUCUUGAACGUGGCCAACAAUGCCAUCCUCAGAUCCAACCUGCCUCCCAAUGCCAAUCCGGCAGAGUAUGGCAUCACCACCAUCAACCAUCCCCUCAGCCUCACCAAGGAGCAGCUGGCUGAGGUCACAGUGCUGACCACAUCGGUGGAUGCAGUGGUGGCCAUCUGCGUGAUAUUCGCCAUGUCCUUCAUCCCUGCCAGUUUCGUGCUUUACUUGAUCCAGGAGAGGGUCACCAAGGCCAAGCACUUGCAGUUUGUCAGUGGUGUCAGCCCACUGGUCUACUGGACAUCUAAUUUCCUCUGGGACAUGAUUAAUUAUUCUAUCAGCACGGCGAUGGUUGUGGGGAUAUUCAUCGGCUUUGAUAAAAAGUGCUACACCUCAGCAGCCAAUCUUCCUGCUCUUGUUGCUCUGCUGUUGCUCUAUGGGUGGUCGGUGACGCCCAUGAUGUACCCCAUGUCCUACGCCUUUAACAUUCCCAGCACGGCCUACGUCUCGCUGUCCUGCAUCAAUCUGUUCAUCGGCCUCAAUAGCAGCGCCAUCACCUUCAUUUUGGAGCUCUUUGAGAACAAUCAGACCCUGCUGAAAUUUAAUGAGUUGCUGAAGAAGGGGCUGUUGAUUUUCCCUCAUUUCUGUCUGGGGCGGGGCCUGAUUGACAUGGCCAUGAACCAGGCGGUAACUGAAGUAUAUGCCCGAUUUGGGGAAGAGCACCACACUGAUCCAUUUCACUGGGAUUUUGUUGGGAAGAACCUGGCUUUCAUGGCUGUGGAGGGCUUUGUGUAUUUUACCUUUAACAUCCUAAUUCAGUACCGUUUCUUUCUUUAUCACUGGAUGCCAGAAUCCAAGAAGGAGCCUCUGUUGUGUGAAGAUGAAGAUGUAGCGCAGGAGAGAGAGAGGAUCUAUAGAGGAGGAAGCAACGUUGAUAUCCUGCAGAUUAAAGACUUGUCCAAGACAUACAUGGGUCAGAGACAGCCGGCAGUGGACAGGAUUUGUGUGGGAGUCCCCUCGGGCGAGUGCUUUGGCCUUCUGGGUGUCAAUGGGGCUGGGAAAACAACCACAUUCGAAAUGCUGACGGGUGACACGGAUGUUUCCUAUGGGGAUGCGACAGUUGCGGGUCACAGCAUUCUCACCAAUAUCCUGGACGUCCAUCAGAAUAUGGGCUACUGCCCACAGUUUGAUGCCAUUGAUGACCUGCUGACUGGCCGUGAGCACCUGUAUCUCUAUGCCCGUCUCCGAGGGGUGCCCGAAUCGGAGAUCAGCCGGGUUGCAGAAUGGGCAAUCAAGAAACUAGGCCUGUCUGAAUAUGCCAAGCGGAGUGCAGGGACCUACAGCGGGGGCAACAAGCGCAAACUGUCCACUGCCAUUGCCAUGAUAGGCUGUCCAGCCCUUGUGCUGCUGGACGAGCCAACCACAGGGAUGGACCCACACUCCCGCCGUUCCCUCUGGAACUCCAUCAUGAGUGUGAUUCAGGACGGGAGAGCCGUCGUCCUGACGUCUCACAGCAUGGAGGAGUGUGAAGCUCUCUGUACUCGUCUGGCCAUCAUGGUCAAUGGAACCUUUAAGUGUCUAGGGACCAUCCAACACCUCAAAUACAAGUUUGGGGACGGCUACGUGGUAAGCAUGAAAAUCAGAGCAGCCAGUCCAGGGGUGGCCCCGGACCUGAACCCGGUCGAGACCUUCCUGGAGCGGAGCUUUCCGGGCUGCGUGCAGAGGGAGAAGCACUACAACACCCUGCAGUACGAGGUCGCCUCCUCCUCGCUCGCCCGCAUCUUCCAGCUGGUCCUGGCCAACAAGGAGAAGCUCAACAUCGAGGACUACUCCGUCUCCCAGACCACCCUGGACCAGGUGUUUGUGAACUUUGCCAAGCAACAGUCAGGAGAGGAUGACGUAAUUGUGCUGCACCCAAGGGCAGCGGGGGGACGGCGGGAUGUAAAGAUCACUCCAGAAAAGUGUCCUGGCAAGACAAAGACCAAGACCCGGUAACCUUCAGGGGCCACAGCUACUGGAUGUCACUUCUCUGUCAUAUCCACAGUGAAGGUUUUUGCACUGGAUGAAGAAACUGCCCCAAAACCAUCAUUUAGCUACAAAUUUGCAUCCCGCACAGAGGAAAAUGUAUUUGAAUAAACUGAUUCUCAAAACCGAUUUUGAUCUGAUAGAUCUUCAGUCAGUAUCAGCAAAUGCAUUUUUUAAAAUUAAAUUUAUUUAAAAAUAGUGCAAUACAAAUACAAAUUGUUCAAAAUAAAAUGCGUCUGCUGCAUUGUAAUGAACAGAAAUGUAUACAAUAUUUCCAAGACACCUAUUUUCUGGUUCUUUUAGCCUAACUUAGUAAUGUGUUUUGUAUUGUGUGUUUCUGUUUUCAUUUUUUAAUGUAUUUUGAGUGGCCUAUCAUUUUCAAGCCUCAAUUAAAAAUUGUAUAUGGUCAUUUGUGAGCAACUGAAAAUAUUUGAAUACCAAUCUCAGAAAGCAACAACUGUGAAUACACAUUCCAGAACUUUUAAAAAUAUAUAAUUUAUUUUCAACAGCAAUGUAU